Messenger RNA from Owenia fusiformis, 941 nucleotides. Lineage: Eukaryota; Metazoa; Annelida; Polychaeta; Sabellida; Oweniidae. The record is from the annotation of a GenBank genome assembly.
GAACUUUCCAAUUUAUAUCAUCAGAUAUUGCAUUGUUCAAAACAACAAUUAUUAAGAAGAUGAAAGCAUUUUGAAACUAGUACUCAUAUAAUUAGUAGCUCUGAAUUAUUUAUUGUAGCAACAAAAAAAUGUCAGGGAAAGCAGAAAAAUUGGUGGAGCAGCAGCUUCAAGCAAAACAGAACAAGAGGGAUGUUGAUGUAAAGGAGCUAUACUUGUCUGAGAAGAAUUUGACUGAUGUUUGUGACCUAUCCAGAUUUCCUAAUCUCAGACAUCUUUAUCUCAGUAAAAACAGGUUAAGAAGACUAAGAUGUUUAAACAACAACUUCAGACUUGCAGAGUUGUACUUAGAUCAAAAUGAAAUGGUGGAGAUAUCAGGAGCUCUAGAGCAUCUCACAUGUAUGGAGGUUCUUCAUCUCCAUGACAACCAACUCACCAAGCUAGAGAAUGUCAUAUAUGAACUGAGGAAAAUGCAGAAUCUCAAAGUAUUAAAUUUGUUUAAUAACCCAAUCUCUCAGGAGGAGGAGUACAGACUGUAUGUUAUACAUCAUGUACCAUCGGUAGAACUACUAGACAGACAAGCUGUAUUAAAAUCUGAAAGGGACACCGCUAAAAGGUUAUAUGACCAGAAAAAUACUUCAAUUUCUGACACAAUAUCAUUUGGAAGAAGAUCUGAUGGACCACCCAGUAUAUACCACCCAGCUGAUAGAGAAAAGUUACAAGUCACUGUACCAAUGAAAAAUGUUGCGAACAACUUCCUUCUAGACAAUCCUCCAUAUGACACAAUAGAUGACGCAGUUGCAUCAAGAACAAUGAAAAAAGCAGCAUACACAUAUUCAAGCUUUGAUUGGUCUAAAGUGCCAAGGGCCGAAGAAAGACGUUUAUCCGAUAAGGCAUUUGACCAGCCACAAAUAAACACAGUGCAGUUUCAAACUUGAUUGAAU